UGCGUGCUCCGGCUGGCCCCGCCCACACGUCGUCUCCCCGGUGACGUCUCCGGCAGAAUGUCGCCAAUAGGCUUCAGUUGUAGAAAUGGCAGCGCUGAGACAGGAGCAUCGGUAUGGGCUCUCCUGUGGCAAAAUCAACAAAAACAACCCCAAUCAAACUCUGUACCACGUCAAACUCACUGACACUGCCAUCCGGACCCUCGAAUCCUACCAGAACCUGAAGGCAUCACUAUCAAAUCAGCCAGCGAUUUGCUUCAAGGGGAGCCAGGGGUACGUCAAGAUCCCUGCACCGACUCCUGAGUCUCCAGAUGGAUUCAGAGUCUUCUCGUUUUACCUGUCCAGUGACAGCAAAGACAAGCCUCAGUCCAGCUUCGACUGCAUUCACCAGUAUGUCUCGGGGGAGGGCAGGGAUCACCUGGAGGGCCAAGGCAGCAUUCAGGACAAAAUCACAGUUUGUGCCACAGACGACUCCUACCAGACGACCCGGGAGCGCAUGUCUCAGGUGGAGAAGGACAUCUGGAGCCGCUCAGCAAUUGAGAUCAAGCCGGGGCCAAGCAAGUGUGUGAAGGUCCAGAGGAAGCAGGGUCUGGUAUCAGGCUCAGAUAGCAGCAACAAGCACUCCCCCAGCAACAAGAGGAGCCUGGUUCCCAGUCCUGUGGCACAUCGGCCCUUGAGGGAUCGCAUCAUUCAUCUCCUGGCCUUAAAGCCCUACAAGAAACCUGAGCUGAUACUGUGGCUGGAGAGGGAGCGGGCCACUCCGAAGGACAAGGCUGACUUGACCUCAGUGCUGGAUGAGGUUGGUAAACUGAACCCUAAAGACCACAGCUACUCACUGAAGGAUGAGCUCUACAGACACGUCCAGAGAGACUGGCCCGGAUAUGUAGAGGAGGAGAAGCAGCUCAUUCACAGGCUUCUGAUCAGGAAGCUGCAGCCACUCCACAGUAGCCAGCUGAAGAGUCCCCAGUCCAACCAUUCAUUCCACAAAACUCCUGGGGACUCUCCCUCACGUCUCAGCCCUGCCAAGAAUCUCUCAGUGAAACGCCCACUGGCCUUGGACCCAUCCAACAUUCAAACCCCUAAAAAGCAAAAGCUAGUAGACCAGUGUCUGCCUCUGCAGUCACCCUCUCACACAGACUACGGCACCAACGGUGUUCGUAGCUCCUCUAGUCAUGGAAACUCCGGUGUACAGAUUAAAACGGAGUUCGACAAAACCAGCAAUCAUCUUCAUAGGAGCCUUAAUGGUCUGUACUCGCCACACAAACUCACUGGGUCAUCGACUAUUCCCAAACUGGAGAGGACAGCGCCGACUCCUCCUCCGCCCAGCCCCAAGCCUUCACACAACAACGCCUCCAUUUUCACCGACCAGCAGUUCACCAACGGCCAGCAUAAAAAGAAAAGGUCCAAAAAACACAAAGACAAGGAGCGAGAGCGUUUAAAACCAGACUGGAUAGAGACCAGUCCAGACAUGAAGCAGAAUCAAGAAAAUCUCAAAGGCCACGAGGGAGGGAAAACACCUGUUAAUCGAACCACAGCAGAGGAACUGCCUGACUACCUAAUAAAAUACAGCACCAUAACAGCACUGGAGCAGCGUCAGCAGUAUAAUGACGACUUCUGUGCCGAGUACGAUGAAUACAGAGCUCUUCAUGACCGGAUUGGGGCUAUCACAGAGAUGUUUGUUCAGUUGGGCUCAAAGAUCAACACUCUCUCCCCGGGAACACAAGAGUACAAGCUUAUGGAGGACCAAAUACUACAGAAGUAUCGAAAAUAUAAGAAAAAGUUUCCUGGGUACAGGGAAGAGAAGAAGCGAUGCGAAUACCUCCAUAAGAAACUGUCGCAUAUCAAAGGCCUGAUCACAGAUUAUGACCGAGCACAGGAACUCUCCUAGUGACUGGCCUCUGCCCUCAGCAGGGUGGAAUACAACUGGACCAAAAGACUCGUAAUGGACCAAAAGACUGCCCAGCUGGGUCCUAGUCGCUGAGACACUAUUCACUUUACUCCUCGGAGUGUUAAUGGAAUCGAGGAGCGAGGCUGAGACCACCGACUCGUGAUCAAAUGUUACCCUUUAACACUACGGUUUUCAGCUACGAUUAUGGCUGUAAUGGCUGGAUUCUGUUCUGCUGUAAAAUGGUCAGAUGACGCAGUGAAAGCCGACAGAUGUGAUCCUUCCUGCCUAAUUGCAUUUUUAUGAUAUCCUUUACCUUGUCAGAGUAAAAGUGUUGAUUUUUAAGUAUUAAAGUGAUGGUACAAUCAAUCUUAGGGGUAAACAAAUGCUACUAAAGUCUUUAUAUUUAAACACAGAGAAAUUUUCUUUAUUUGCUUUUUGCUGACAGAAAGUCAAAUGAUGACAUAACAUAUUCAAUCACAUCAAUUAUUCAGAAGUUAUAAGAAGAACACAUAUGGACAGUAUGUGGCUGUGCCAUGAUCAGUAUGUCUCUUUUCAGAGUGGAUGCUAACUCUUCGCAAAAUUUGUCAUCCAUACAAAACGUAUUUUCCUGCAGGACUUAGAGCCUCAUAUCUGACCUCUUUCAAAAUUUCAAAAUGUGCUACUUUUUGUUUUCACUCAGAGUUUAUGAUCAGGAUCAGUAUCUUCAGAAUUUUAUCGCGUAGCUUUCAACAAAUGUCCUGCUUCAUUUCUGAGAAAUGUUCAAAUGCCACAGAAGGACUCCUGGCAGUACUGUAACUCUGGUUUCAAGACAGUGCUCGCUAGUGUCAAUUUCACCCACAUGUAGCCUAAAGAACCAUGAACUGCCUUUUUAUUAUGUCAUAAAAAAAAAAGAAAAAAGAAGCAUUAUCGUCUCACGCAUCUCUCAAGUCUUUUGGUUACAGGUUUCCGGAUAAUACCACAUACAGUACUCACGCUGUGUUUAUGCUGUAGAUGAUUAACUACAAACUGCUCUGUGAUAGAAAGCUUUUCGAUUUCCAUUCAGUUUAAAGAGCUUACAGGGUAUUUAUCUUGGUAAUCAAACUUGUCAGUACAUUUUUAUCCGCUAUGAUUUGACUUCGCGUAAAGUCUUGAUGAUGUUUAAUGUGGGAUUUCAGUUAAACAACAAUAAUUCACUUCAGUGUGUGUUACAUUUGGAUGUUAUUCUGCUGAAUGUGAUAGAGAUGCCUUUAACAAACCCCACGAGGGGGGAGAGUGUGGUGAGGACGGCACUGUGGGCUGCUCAUUCAGUUCAAACCACUUUGGUUCGGUUGGGUGGACGGAGCGGCCUGACCUCUAGGGGCUGCCGGCGGGGCUUUUAGACUCAUUAGAGACCUUCUUGAAUUAUCCGCACCGAAAGUAGGUGCAUCUGAUUAACCACAACCUGUAAUUUUGUUUCAUCUUAAUUAGCCGUGGCCUGACGUAGGAGUUAGUGAUCAGAUUUCAAUGUUCUCUGGACAUUUGCAUCAAUGUAGCUGUAUUCACAACUGUUGUCUUAAUGAUGGCUUAAAUUGAGAGAAUGAAGCUAAUAUUUGUUUUGCCUUGACAUGUACUGUAUGUCAAACAUUUCCAUGAUUCUGGUACCUCUGUUUAUGAAAUGUUCUUGGCUUAACCUGCACAGUUCAGUGUUCUCAGAUCUGUAAAUGUCUCUUAGUUUGAAGGAAAGUGUAGUUACUGGAUAGUCGUGUUGUUCUUGUUUUUUUUUCCCAUUUGUGUCUCUUUUUUUUUUUUUGCUUCAUUUGUUGUCUCAUUAUCUGUCAGAUAAUCAUGAACUGUACAGGAAUUUAAUUCACUGUCCGAUCCUAUCAAGCACCUCUAUCGAAAGAAAGCAUCUUUGCAGAAAUAUUUACGAAUCAACGUGCUUUGCUCCUCUUGAUUUUCUCGGUGCAAAUAGUCAGUGGUUUUGUUGUCACAUAUUUAGCAGCUCUUUUUUUUUUUGCAAUCAAAUCAACAUUUUACAUUCAGUACUCUGGUAUGUUUGAAGGAUUGGAGACUAGCAACCGUCACUCUUGUCUCUUGGCACAUAUGAAAGGAAUAUUUAUCGGCACUGAGUAUUGGAACGUUCAUAAUUGUGAGCCCAGGAAGUGUUUUACCGGUUUAGAGUGUUAAAUAUUACCAAAGCUAAAGAAAAAAGCUUGGGUACAUUUACAGAAGUGUUUUAAUAUGUCUGCCUGUUUUGUCUCAGGACCUCUUAUUCUUAUUAUUCUACAGUCAGUAUGCAUGCUAAGUGCUCAUUCAUAUAUAUCGAACUGAUAAAAGCAUCAGAUUCUUCAAAAUGUCUAGAAACACCUGUGUGUUUUACUAUGGUACUGGCAAUAAAUAGUGCAAGGUUCGACCUGCUUAGACAUAUAAAUGUAUUUGUACUUAAUUUAUUUUCAUUUAAACCAGAGAGGUACUGAAACAUUUCAACUAUGAUGACAAGAUGUACCAAAAUUUAAACCAUAACACAACUUAAUUCAGAUUAUGGGCUUCCCAUUUACCACUUAAUACUGACUCAAUUAUAUAACGUGACCCAAUAAAACAGUAUCAUGGUUGACACUCCCUGGGCUACAUAUCAGUCUAACCACAAUAUGAUAAAGAGAAUUGUGCCAUUUGUGUCGACAUGUUUUUGGGAUACCACACCCUGGAUAAAAGGGGCUUUUCAAGUGCUAACUGUCACCUUUCUUUUUUUAUUUUUACUGUUGCAGGAGCGAACUACUGAAGGUGCCUUCUCAUUCAGAAAGCAGAGUGAUUCUGCAUGUAACCAUUAUUGGUAUUCUGGAAAAAAAAAAAGAAGAAAAAACACUUGGGCCAGCAGUCUUUACACAUCUGUAGUUUAACACUGUUGCCACUUUUCAAAGUGCUUUGCUCAUCGUUUCUCGUUCAUCUCAGAUGCCUUGUAAAAAGCAUAAACUGUAUUGGCACUGACUUCUAUUUAAUUUGAUCAAUUUCCAGCUAUGAAAAAUUGGCCUCGUAAAAACGACAGGCUUUCCAGAAAACUAGAAUUCACUUAUUAUUUGCUUACAUGUGUAUUUAAAAUAAUGGCCUGGAUUUUGUUUUAAUUUCGACUUCAAGCCGAGGAAACUGUUCCCACAUAUUUCAUCUAGGUUGGUUUGUUGGUACUAAAAAGAAAACAACUCCUUCUCAACGGAAAUGUGAAAUCAAACAUUUGUUCCUACUUUAAAAUCACUGCAUUUGAUCUACCUAGAAGAACAAAUUUCUUUAUUUAUUGCUUUGUACGUUUGUUCUUUUAUGGGAUUCAUCUUUGCAUAGUUUGUUCAUUCUUUUCACAGCAAAACUCAAAGUAUGGUGAAAGGGAAAUGGAAUAUAUUUUUGCAAUUUUUGACGGUGGAUGCUUUAUCACGUCAUCCUCUCAAGAAAAGCUUUGGAAAAAAGAAAAAAAAAAAAAAAGUGUAUUGUUGUCUCAGUGAAAUUGAAAAAUAAAGCUCUUUUCAAUUCA
Stegastes partitus (bicolor damselfish) is the source of this 5360-nucleotide messenger RNA. RefSeq names its product RNA polymerase II elongation factor ELL. NCBI's taxonomy places the organism in Eukaryota, Metazoa, Chordata, Actinopteri, Pomacentridae. The coding region runs from base 86 to 1885 and encodes 599 amino acids. The transcript has 12 exons. Gene Ontology annotation, molecular function: cis-regulatory region sequence-specific DNA binding. Gene Ontology annotation, biological process: transcription elongation by RNA polymerase II; positive regulation of transcription elongation by RNA polymerase II; snRNA transcription by RNA polymerase II. The record is from RefSeq and is a predicted model, not a curated record. Gene Ontology annotation, cellular component: transcription elongation factor complex.